GACAGCAGGCAGACGACUCGGAUGUGGUUCCCAUUUAUCUUUUAAGUACCUGGGAUUUUCAGCUUCUGUGUGUUUUCUCUCAUUCACACUUCUAAUGGGAGAUUCCUGCUGCUGCUGGAUCACAUCACAUCUGAGGGAAGCACCAGGGUCAGGAGGGAAAGAGGAGUGAAAGAGAGACAGAGGGAGAGAGAGUCAGAGGGAGUUUUGCUGCUGAAGUGAGAGCAGAGUUAGUAGGAAGCAGAAAAUGGGACCGGUCGCCACCUCGCUCGCUCUCCUGUGUUUAUAUUCUCUGGGAGUGUGUGUUCCUUCAGGGACAGCCAACGCUUCGCCGACACAGGCAUCCCCGCCAGAGGUGAAAAAGACGAGAGGGGACGUUCCUGAUAUUCUUCCAGAGCCUGAACCAGAGCCAACCAGCCCAGUGUCAGACUAUGAGAACUCAUACAACUAUGUCUUGUCCAGAUUAGCAGGUAUGGACCAGGCCAUCCACAAGCUGAAUGUUGGUCACUACACACUGGAUGUUAAAGUCAGCCAGUUGAUGGACCGUCUGAUCAGGAUGGAUGCUAAAGUUGGGGAGCUGGAGGACAACAUUCGGGAGGUCUACCAGCACAGCAAAGACAACCGCAAGGAGAUAGGAAGACUUGAAGCUUGCCAGAAGGGACACCGGAUGGGAUACAAAUGUUAUCUUGUGUACAAUAGCCAUGAGGACUACGCUGGAGCAUCCAGGAAGUGCAUGGAACGUGGUGGCCGCAUGGCAAUGCCCCGCGACCGCAGGGAGCAGGAGGCCCUCGCCGACUACGUCAAGUCGUUCUUCCACCCGGGGAACUGGCCCGUCUGGCUGGGCAUCAACGACCUGCGAUCUGAGGGCAUGUACCUCUUUGACGACGGGACGCGGGUCUCAUACUUUCAGUGGCGCAAACACUUCCUGUCCAGCCAGCCGGACGGAGGUAAACGGGAGAACUGCGUGGCGAUGUCGUCAGACGAUGGCGACUGGUGGGACCACUACUGCGAUCGGACCAUGAACUAUCUGUGCGAGUUUGAUGACAGGGUGGCACUUUAAAAGGAACUCUUUUCUAGAUUUAUUCUCUCACAACAUUGACAUCCAGAUCAUUAGAAAUAAAAAUCCAUUAUAUUUUCAAAUAACUUAUUGCCCCUUUAAAUGACACUUUAACGUAACUGGACUGGUUGUAUUCAAACGGUGAGGAAGUCUUAAAUUCUCCAUAUAAAACCUGAUGUGAUAAAUAUCAAGUAUAAUUUCAUUUCUGUAUGUAGCAUUGUUUAAACAGUGUCAGUAUAUUUUAGAUUUUCAAGGUGGAACAUACAUCCCCAAUGCGCACAAACUCAUAUAUUGCUAUUCAGGUUACUGAAUACAACUACAUCAACUUAUGUUAGUACCAUAAAUAUUAUGUUAUUCAUGCAGCUGCAGUGAUACGAAUGUAAACCAGUCAGGGCUCUGCUGUGAUUUCAUGCCUGGAAUUCUAAAUAUUUGUCCAAAGUUUCCAAAAAGGGAAAACAUGCAAAGCUGGAGGCCCUUUCUUGAGAAUCAGCACAUACUGAACCUCUUGAAGAUAUAAAUCAACAUGUGUUUGGGCUUCACAGGAAUUAGGCAAUGCUUCUCUGUUACUCCUGAACUCUGAAGAUAUUUUAACAAAGUCUGGUACCGGCUGGGACUGCCCUGCUAAACUGCUGAUUCUUCAACAUCUCUGACCAAUACAUUUUUAGAGCUGUAGUCGCACUCCUGAAUCUCCUUUCACACACCUAAAUGACACAUGAUUACUGUAUGUAAAUGUAUUCUGUCCUACAGUAUGUAAAACAUGAAAGUUGUACAUAAAAGGCUGAAUGUAAAUGUUUUUCAUAAAUCUUUACUAAAUGUU
Messenger RNA from Epinephelus lanceolatus (giant grouper), 1871 nucleotides. It is a transcript of the gene clec11a, whose product is annotated as C-type lectin domain containing 11A. NCBI's taxonomy places the organism in Eukaryota, Metazoa, Chordata, Actinopteri, Perciformes, Serranidae. The record is from RefSeq and is a predicted model, not a curated record. Gene Ontology annotation, molecular function: growth factor activity. Gene Ontology annotation, biological process: ossification.